AUGCCGGCUGGUGGAUACAGUCAAAAGCUACCUCGUCCCUCCACGCCCCCAGGAGUUCCACCACCAGAAGCACGCCGAGUAUUCUCCAAGCUUUCGUAUGGAGUCGUCUGUUCAAGUAACAUUAAUCGUUCCAUGGAAGCACAUUUGGUAUUGGGAAAUGCAGGACUGCGGGUAGAGAGCUAUGGAACGGGAACCCAAGUGAGAUUACCAGGAAGAACGGCCAUGGAACCACGAAUUUUCAAAUUCGGAACACCCUAUGAAGAAAUGUACAACAAUCUUUCUGCCACUCCUGAAGACGAGGCUUUCUUUGUCCGCAAUGGUGUCUUGCAGCUUUGUCGGAGAGGAGCCGCUGUCAAGAAAGCUCCCCAACGAUGGCAAGACAUGUCAUCGGAAUUUGUUUCCACCCACAAUGUUGUAAUCGCCUUUGAAGAACGAAUUUAUGAUGCCGUGGUCGAAGAUUUGCAAAUACGAGAGCCUACCGAGAAUUUUGCACCCAUUCAUGUGAUAUGCUUGGAUACCAAGGAUAACCCACACGAGGCACUGUUGCAAGGGCGAGUGGCUUUGGAACUUUGUUGGAAACUAGAGGCGUCGAGUGACACUUUGGAUACGGAUGCCGCAAUGAUUGUGGACCAGUUUCAGAAUGAGCGAAUGACGCAUACACCGAUCAAGGUCUUGUAUCAGCUAUGCUAUCUAUAA
Cylindrotheca closterium is the source of this 696-nucleotide messenger RNA. Lineage: Eukaryota; Bacillariophyta; Bacillariophyceae; Bacillariales; Bacillariaceae. The record is from the annotation of a GenBank genome assembly.